Molecule: messenger RNA, 11859 nt
Organism: Coffea eugenioides
Lineage: Eukaryota; Viridiplantae; Streptophyta; Magnoliopsida; Gentianales; Rubiaceae
Product: chromatin structure-remodeling complex protein SYD
Exons: 33
Coding region: 215-11125 (3636 amino acids)
Biological process (GO): positive regulation of transcription by RNA polymerase II
Cellular component (GO): nucleus
Molecular function (GO): histone binding; ATP-dependent chromatin remodeler activity; DNA binding
Source: RefSeq, a predicted model, not a curated record
ACAAGGAGUCUUCAAAACGCGCAAGACUCGUAUACCAUCACACCCCAAAGAAGUUGAAGAAGAUAUUUAUGCUUUUCUGCAGGAGCUAGAGCUCAUUUCAUGUUCUUCAUUUCGAUCCGGAGCCUAGUUUUAUGUAAUUUAUGCUUUUCCCACGGAUCGAGCAUGUAGAUUCAGCUCAAUAUUCGCGUUCUCGACCCUAAUCAGUUUGAGUGAAAUGGCGAAUCCACCUAAUGUGGAGCUGGAAGCGGCAAAAUUCUUGCAUAAACUUAUUCAAGACUCUACAGAUGAGCCAACAAAGCUGGCAACAAAGCUUUAUGUGAUUUUGCAACACAUGAAAUCUAGUGGGAAGGAGAAUUCAAUGCCCUACCAAGUAAUAUCUAGGGCCAUGGAGACUGUGAUUAAGCAAAAUGGCCUUGACAUUGAAGCUUUAAUGUCAUCAAGGCUCCCUCUCGCUGCUGGACCACAAGCAGGAGAAUCUGGAUCAUCCCAUGUUGCAGGUUCUUCACAGAGGACGGGGGUUAUAAAGGACCCCAAGUCAAGCUUGACUGCAAAUGAGAUGUCUAAAACUGAUUCCUAUAGCUCAGGCGUGUCGCUUGUUGGUCCAACUGCUGCUGGGCAUGAUAUAUAUCAAGGAUCAGCCAAUAUGAUGGGUGGAGCUGGCAAGGUACGUGGACUGACACCUGGUGCUACUGCUUCAUAUCAGCCAGUAGAAGCAGGGAUGUCAGUACCUAUGCAGUUUGCAAGUUCUUCAUUUGCUAAUCAGGGUUUUGCUGCAAAGAUGAAUAAGGAUGGAAUGGAAGCUUUUGCAGCUGCACCAUCAAUGGAUCUUUAUGCAGGCAAGAACAUUGCUGGAAAGAUAAUGGAACAUGAAGGAACCAGUCUACCUAUUCCUAAUAAGUUAAAUCAGGGGGCAAUUCCAAGUAACGUUCCAGAAACAAGUAUGAUACCAAGUUCAGCUUUAAGAGAUACUGGAAAAUCUCCUGUUGCUCAGGCUCCUGUUUCUGGCUUGCCUUUUAAGGAACAUCAUCUGAAACAGCUUAGAGCUCAAUGCCUUGUGUUUUUAGCUUUCAGAAAUGGUUUGAUGCCGAAGAAACUUCAUCUUGAAAUUGCUCUUGGAAACUUCUUCCCUAAAGAAGAAGGAGCUCGCAAAGAAAUGAUUGAUCAUAAAGGGAAAGAGCUGUCUGUUAAUGAACCGACAACUGGAGUGCUUGAUAACACAAGGGGUGCACUUUCUACAGGGCCUCAAGCAGGAGGAAAUUUUUUAAAAGAUGCCGAUAAUAAUGCAAGCAUGAAGGAAGAUAAAAGUGGUUACCAUGCCAUGCCAUCUGAACAUGCUGAAGAUAGCAGACAGCAUUCAGCUUUAAGAAGGAGAUUGGAGGCUGAAAUGCCAAAGCAAGAAACAUCAGAAUCACAGGCAUCUUCACUCAGAGGUAUACAAUCUGAUUCUAAUUCAAGGAGUAUACCUGUUAGUAUUCAUGAGGAUGAUUCAGGGAACAAUCAUCAACAAAUUGUAAUUUCACACCAUGCUCCCUUAGUCACGGGGAGAAGUAAGACAAUGAAGCAUGAUGUAAGUUUUUGGAAUGGAAAUGGAUGCCAAAUGGAGGCUUCAGGUCUGACACAUGCAUCACAACAACAAAGAAAAGAGAAUUUUGCUAAUCAAUGUCAGAAUGCCGCUGAAAGCAAUGGUCUAGGACAUCGAGAUACCGAUAGUGACUUGCCUAGUGUACCAUUAAGGGAACAGUGGAAACCUAUUUCAGGAAUGGAUGGCCAAAAUAACAUACUAAUGCCGGUGAAGGAUUCUGAUAUAGUACUAAGAAAUGUUUUGCCAGCACAAGAAACUGAUACAGAAGAGGAAGAUGCUCCUGCAAAUGCUGAUAGGCCUCCAUCUCCAAAGUAUACAACAUCAGAAAAAUGGAUAUUGGAUCGACAGAAAAGGAAACUUCUCAAUGAGAAAAUGUGGGCAUUGAAACAGCAGAAAACAGAGCAGAAAAAGAUUGCUGUUUGUUCUGCCAAGCUAAAGGAAAGUGUGAGUUCUUCUGAAGAUAUUUUUGCUAAAACAAAAAGUGUGAUUGAAUUGAAGAAGCUUCAGUUAUUGGAAUUGCAACGUCGUCUUCGGAGUGACAUUUUGAAUGACUUUUUCAAACCAAUAGCACCUGAAAUGGACCGUCUCAAGUCGAUCAAAAAACAUAGAAUUGGAAGGAGAUCAAAACAACUUGAGAGGUAUGAACAGAAAAUGAAGGAAGAGCGACAAAAGAGAAUUCGUGAGAGGCAGAAGGAAUUCUUCAGCGAAGUAGAGGUUCAUAGGGAAAGACUGGAAGAUGUAUUCAAAAUGAAAAGAGAACGCUGGAAAGGUUUCAAUAAGUAUGUGAGGGAAUUCCAUAAGAGGAAGGAACGCAUACAUCGAGAGAAGAUUGAUAGGAUCCAGCGUGAGAAGAUUAAUUUAUUAAAAAUCAAUGACGUUGAGGGGUAUCUUCGGAUGGUCCAGGAUGCCAAAUCAGAUCGUGUAAAACAACUACUUAAAGAGACUGAAAAAUAUCUUCAAAAGCUUGGAACCAAACUGCAGGAAGCAAAGUCAAUCGAUGUAGAUGAGAGCAGAACAGCUACUACUGUGGAGAAAAAUGAGAUUUCAGUUGAGAAUGAAGAUGAAACAGACCAAGCAAAGCAUUACUUGGAAAGCAAUGAGAAAUACUAUAUGAUUGCUCACAGUGUAAAAGAGAAUGUAUUGGAGCAGCCAACCAUUCUUGUGGGUGGGAAAUUAAGAGAAUACCAAAUGAAUGGGCUUAGGUGGCUGGUUUCACUUUACAACAACCAAUUGAAUGGUAUUCUUGCUGACGAAAUGGGCCUUGGUAAAACUGUUCAGGUUAUUUCUCUUAUGUGUUACCUCAUGGAGACUAAAUAUGAUAGAGGACCGUUUUUAGUAGUUGUGCCUUCUUCUGUGCUACCUGGGUGGGAGUCAGAAAUUAGCUUCUGGGCACCAGGCAUCCACAAAAUUGUGUAUUCUGGACCACCAGAGGAGCGGCGUAGGCUAUUUAAGGAACAAAUUGUUCAUCAGAAAUUUAAUGUUCUAUUGACGACAUAUGAGUAUUUGAUGAACAAGCAUGACAAGCCAAAACUGAGCAAAAUACAAUGGCGUUAUAUCAUCAUCGAUGAAGGGCAUCGUAUAAAGAAUGCUUCCUGCAAGUUGAAUGCGGACUUGAAGCACUACAGAAGUAAUCAUAGAUUGCUGUUGACUGGAACUCCGCUGCAGAACAAUCUUGAGGAGCUUUGGGCACUGCUCAACUUCUUGCUGCCAAAUAUUUUUAAUUCUUCAGAGGACUUCUCCCAGUGGUUUAACAAACCUUUUGAGAGUAAUGGCGACAAUUCUCCUGAUGAGGCUUUACUAUCCGAGGAAGAGAAUCUUUUGAUCAUAAAUCGCCUUCAUCAAGUUUUACGUCCAUUUGUCCUUCGGCGAUUGAAGCACAAGGUUGAAAAUCAGUUGCCUGAGAAGAUUGAGAGAUUGAUUAGGUGUGAAGCAUCUGCCUAUCAGAAACUUUUAAUGAAGAGGGUAGAAGAGAAUCUUGGUGCAAUUGGAACAUCAAAGGCCCGAUCGGUGCAUAACUCUGUGAUGGAGCUCCGGAACAUCUGCAAUCACCCCUACCUUAGUCAACUUCAUGUAGAAGAGGUUCAUGACUGGAUACCGAAGCAUUAUCUGCCAACCUUUAUAAGACUUUGUGGGAAGCUUGAGAUGCUAGAUCGCUUAUUGCCCAAACUAAAGGCAACUGAUCAUCGGGUUCUUCUUUUCUCAACAAUGACUAGGCUGCUUGAUGUCAUGGAGGACUAUCUUUGCUGGAAGCAAUAUAAGUAUCUACGCUUAGACGGACACACAUCUGGAGGUGAUCGAGGAGCGCUGAUUGAGCAGUUCAAUCAACCUGGUUCUCCAUUUUUUAUAUUUUUACUUAGUAUUCGAGCUGGAGGUGUUGGGGUUAAUCUCCAAGCUGCUGAUACUGUGAUAAUUUUUGACACAGAUUGGAAUCCUCAGGUUGAUCUGCAAGCACAGGCAAGAGCUCAUAGGAUUGGACAAAAGAGAGAUGUUCUUGUUCUUCGACUUGAAACGGUUCAAACUGUAGAGGAACAAGUAAGAGCUUCAGCAGAACACAAACUAGGAGUUGCAAAUCAGAGCAUCACUGCCGGCUUUUUUGAUAAUAAUACCAGUGCAGAAGAUAGAAGAGAAUACUUGGAGUCCCUUCUGCGGGAGUGCAAGAAGGAAGAAGCUUCACCUGUUUUGGGUGAUGAUGCUUUGAAUGAUCUUAUAGCCCGCAGUGAAUCAGAAAUUGAUAUAUUUGAAUCGGUCGACAAAAAAAGGCGAGAAGAAGAGAUGGGGGCAUGGAGGAAGCUGGUCAUAGAGAGUGGGGCUGAAGAUCGUGAGUGCUUACCUCCCUUGCCUUCUCGACUUCUCACUGAUGACGACCUCAAAUUAUUCUAUGAAGCAAUGAAGAUAUCUGAAGCACCACCACAAGUGGUGGCUUCUAAUAGUGGAAUGAAAAGGAAGAGUGAUUACCUUGGGGGCCUUGAUACUCGCCAGUAUGGAAGAGGAAAACGAGCGAGAGAGGUACGAUCCUAUGAAGAGCAAUGGACUGAGGAAGAAUUUGAAAAAAUGUGCCAAGCUGAUUCACCAGGAUCCCCUCAAGUGAAGGAGGAGAUCAUAGAAAAGAAAUUGUCAGCCGUUAUUAGUGACUGUGUCAUGUUGACUGGUGAAACACAGGCACAGAUGCCACAGCAACCACUGAACCCUAUUGUUCAGCCAGCGGCAGAACCAAGCAAAGAGGUAACUCCACCAUCUAAACGCGGACGUGGUAGGCCAAGAAGAACACCAACUACUACGGAAUUAUUGCCCUCUCCAGGGGCUCUUCUAGCAUCUUCUGGAGUACAACCAAUGAAUGCUAUGCCCAAGACGGAAAAUGUCUCCUGCUCUCAGGUGGUUUCUCUUUCUGAAGGUUUGCAAGAUUUGGCUCCUGAGAACAGCUUCACUGUGACUGUCCAGCAAAUUGUCGUGGGAAGUGAUCCUGGAGUGCAGUCAGUUUCUCUACCUCCUGUUACUCCUGCAGUUCCGCCUACUACUCUUCCGUGCCCUUCCACACCUGUACAAGGAAGGGGCCGAGGUCGUAAGGCACAAUCUGCUGGAGAAGCCCCAAGACGUAGAGGUAAGAGACUGAAUACUGUAGUUGUUCCUUCUCCAACACUGACAGCAAUAAGCAAGCCUGAGUUUGAGACCCUGGUAGAAGGAGCUUCAAGCUCUUUGAGAGCCUGUAAUCCUGAUCCUGCAUCUCAACCUUCAAAUGCGGUACACAAUACUGAAAAACGGACUCUGGUUUCACAUGUUCCUCUUCUGUCAUCUUCUGCGAUGAGCAAAUCAGACUUGGGAUCUCAAGAAGUGUCUGUUUUGAACUCAACAAUGCCAGUUUCUGAUGCUUUUCCCUGCUCUUUGGUUAUGGCUGCUCCAAAUUCCUCAAGUAUACCUACUGAUGCUUUUCCUAGUUCUUUGGUCACUGCUGGUGUUACUCAACAAGAUCCCCUUGCAAGGACUGCUCUUGCUGUUAAUCCAGUCCCAGCUCCUCCUUUUCCUUCUGUUAUUUCUGGUUCACAGUCUACUGCCCUUGCCCAUCCUGCACCAGCGCGAGGCAGAGGACGAGGCUGCAAGGCUCAAAGUGGAGCAGAGGCACCUAGACGCAGAGGAAAGAGACAGAAUCUUCAAACACCUGUUUCUUUUGAAGUAUCAAUUGAUCAGGAUCCAAGAUCAGUUGAACCUCCUGAAAAAAAAUCCAGGGUGUCUGUUGGGAGGAGGCCCACCACGAGAAAUAAGCAGGAGCAUGAUGGUUUGAAACAGGCAAAUGUCUCGGUUCCUUCCCAAAGUAUUACUGAUUCUGUGAUUGGAAAAUUUGAUACUAGGCCAGAAAAUGGAGCUCAAAAACCAACGGACAUUACCCAGUUAGAUGCAUCUAAAAACUUUGUGGAUUCUGUUGGACCCCUUGUUGAUAAUAAGCAGGAUAAUGGAGUUUUGAAACCAGUUAAUAUUGUUCAAACAGUUGCAUCUCAAGGCAGUGCAGAACCUUCUUCCGAUGAAAUGAAUAAAGAUCAUGAGAAUCAAACUCAAGAUAAAACCAAUUCUAUACUGUCAAAUGCAUCUCAAAACAUGAAGUAUCUUCCUAUGGGUCAAGUUUGUGAUGGUAAACCAGAAAGUGAAGUGAGACUAAUAAACAGCGGCAACUCUGAUGCAUCCAGGGUAUUUACUGAUCCUCCCACGAUUAAAGAAGGUAAAGAUGAGACAGAAAGUGAAGGUAGGAGACUUAAAGAUAUCCAAUUGGAUUUAUCUACUGGAUUUGGGGAUUCUUCAGUCGCAAGCAUAAGCCAGUAUAAACAGGGGAAUACAGCUGAGAAAGAGAUGAACAUUAUACUGUCUGAUCCAUGUCAGAGCAGAGAAGAUGGUACCCCAGCCCAAGCUAGUGAGGCGGAGGAUAACAGAACCGAUAAAUCAGCUUGUGAUGUUGAGGCUGAUGCAUCUCAGUUCAUUGCAGAUCCUUCCAGGGGACACAGGCAGGAGAGUGAAGCCGAGGGGCAAGCAAAUACCGGUCAAAUGGUUGCAUCUCAAAGUUUUUUAGAUCCUGCUGGAGUACAAGUUAAUACUAGUGUGCAAAAGAAUGAUGCUCCCAUAGUGGAUAAUGUUGUGGAAUUGGAUUCAUCUCAAAAUAUUGCAUAUUCCCCAGCUGUUGAGGUCCAGGAUAAUCAGGGAACAGAAGCUCAGAAGGACAUUGAUAUUCAAUUGGAAACUGCUGCUAUACUUUCUGGAUCAGUUCCCAUAAUUGAGAGUGCAGAUGAUAGGUGUUGCUGUGAACAUAGGAAGGAAGUUGAGGAUGAGAUGGAAGAGGAGAACAGAACUGAUACAUCAGCUUGUGAUGUUGAGUCUCAUGCAUCUCAGUUCAUUGCAGAUCCUUCCAGGGGACGGGGGCAGGAGAGAGAAGCUGAGGGGCAAACAAAUACUGGUCAAACGGAUGCAUGUCAAAGUGUCUUAGAUCCUGCUGUUGUACAAGUUAAUGCAAGUUUGCAAAAGAAUGAUUCUCCCAUAGUGGAUAAUGUUGUGGAAUCAGAUUCACCUCGAAACAUUGCAGAUCCCUUAGAUGUUGAGUUCCAGGAUAAUCAGGGAACUGAAGCUCAGAAAGACACUGAUAUUCAGUCAGAUACUACUGCUAUACUUUCUGGGUCAGUUCCCAUAAUUGAGAGUGCAGGUGAUAGAUGUCGCAGUGAACGUGGGAAGGAAGUUGGGUAUGAGAUGGAAGAGGUGGAGAGCUCCUUUUUGGAUCUACAUCCAACUAUUUCAGCUUCAGUCACCCCAGUUUCUGGUCUGUUGCACAGAUCUGUUGAUCAAGCUAAAACUGAGGAACAGGUUGCAAAAGAUUCUUUUCCAGAUCCAGGCUGUGUGUCAGCUCCGCCAACAAAGGAAAAUGCAGCUCGAGAUAAAAACGUUGCUUUGAAAAAGUCUGAUGAUUUCUGUGCAGAACUUGAAACUAAAAAAGAAGAAAUCAAGGAGGCAGGUGUAAAUGAUUUUCUUGCCUUAAAGCCUGAGGUGGAUGCGAAAAUUCUCUUGCAAGAAAAUUCACAUUCUUUGGUGGUGGUUGAACCGAUUGUUGUAGCCUCAAGCUCUAGUGUGUGCAAUCCUGAAAAUCAAUCAGGUAAGGAGCGUGCAAAAAGUAAGUUUCUGGAUGAUUCCGUUGUUUCAGACCCUGGAUUGACUGAGAAUACAAUUUACUCUGACAAAGGUGCAGACAACCCACUUUUGCUGAUGUCAAGUGAUUCAGACCUUUUGACACUGAAUGAUCAAAGGUGUGAUGGUAAGACUUGUGCAACUGUACCAACUUUUGCAUCGAUGGGUUCAAGUGGUGCAGUUGUUAUGUUUGAAAAUCCAAGUGGAAAGCUUAGUGAUGGAGAAGUUGAGCAAAAGGGCUCUGUUGACAGAUCUCAAACCUCAGAUUUAUUGGAAGAGGGAACAACUGCUCCUGAUUCUGAGAUUUUGGAGGAUAUAUCUGAGAUUCAUUCUAAGAAAACAUUCCCCGAAGAGAACAAGAAGCAAGACAAUCUUCUGAGUCAGGAUUCUGUUUCAGUUUUAUUUUCUGCUGAGAAUGUGGCUUCUGUACUGGAUAAUGCUCAAAAUAAGUCACAGGAUAUAUGUCAAAAUGUAGAUGGAAAUGAUCCAGAGAGCAAAGGUUCUGGUUUGGAUGAGGUCGUCUUGUUCAAGCAUGAGUUGACUCGUGCUGGGGAAAUCAAGCAAAAGGAUUCUGCUUUUGAUGGACCCCAAACCUCAGAUUUGUUGAACGAGGCAAUAGCUGCUUCUGAUUCUGGGGCUUUGACAGAGAUAUCUCAUUGUGAUAAAAUUGCCACAGAUCAGUAUGAGAAGCAAGACACUGUUCCGUGUCAGGAUUCGAUUUCAGUUGUAUCUUCUAUUGAGAAUGUGGUUUCUGUUGUGGAUCAAGCUCCAGAAAACUCACAGGACACAUGUCAAAAGGAAGAUGGAAAUGACCUUAAGAGGAAAGCUACUGGUUUGGUUGAGGUUUCUGUAUUAAAGAAUGAGUUGACCAUGACACUGGAAACUUCAUCUCAAACUCUGAGAGCUUCAGAAGUGGCUCCGGUAUUAGAUACUACUGUAAAAGAAACUAGGAAUCAGGCCACAGAAGAGGAUGCUAAUGGACGGGGGAGUAAAGAUUCUUCUGUAAUGGAGUCUGUUGUUCCUAAGCCUGAAGUGUCAGAGGUUGAAGCUUGUCCUGGGAAAGCAGAUGCUGAAGGGCUUCAAAGCAGAGGCUGUUUUGUGGAGAGUGCCAAUGCUCCUGUUUCAAUGUAUGGCAUAGCAAAUAACCAAUCUUUGGUUCAAAAUACAUCCUCCACCCGUUCAUCUCUUGAAAUUGAAGAAGUGGUAGCUGAUCUUCCAAAUGAAGAAUGUGUGAAACAGGCUGAUGAUCAAUUUCAGGUGGGACAGGUUGGAACAACUAUAACUGAGGCUUUUGUUCCAGCACCUGAUAGCGGUGAUUUUGUUAGUAAAUCAUCAUCAAUGAUUGUUACUGAGCUAAGAGAGGAUUUUGAGGUGAAAAAAUCUUCAAUUACUUGUGAUGGAACAACUGAAGAGAAGUCUGAUUUUCAAGCUAGUGAAGAUUAUGCAACUGAAGUGCUAGAGACCAGGAAUAUGGAGGUUGAACCAGAUGCAAGCCUUGCAUUUGAGACCUUUAAGGGCAUAGAAGAGAGGGUUGUUUCAAAUGCUGAAAUAAAUGUCACCAGUCAUAGUCCCAAUGAAGGAAAAUCUGAAAAUUUGGUUGACUCCAAAAUUAUCGAAGAAAAGCCUGUGAAGGAUAUUGAUAGAGAAGUUACUGAAUUUACCGUGCAGACUAGCAACUUGAAGGAUGAUCUGCCUGAGAUGGCUGAGGUUGAUUGUGAUUCUAGAACAGAUGAUUCAGGAAAACAUGAAAGCCAAGACAGCAUACUAGAAAAGGACUCUGCUACAACUGCUAUGGUAAGUGGUGCUCAAACUUUGGAGGAAAUGACAUCCUCAACUUGUUUAGUGCUCGAGACAAACAGACUUAAUGGUAAUAAUGAGCAAUCUGAAAAUGAGGCAGACUUGCAACAUUUUGAAGAAAUCAUUCCAAUUAAUAUUAGUAAAGAGGUCAGUGUAUCCUGUAUGAAGAGUGUUAAUUUGAUUGAUGCUCUACCAGAGAUGGCUGUGGGUGAAGAUGAUUCUAAACGAGCUGAUUCUGAGAUACUUGCAGCCACUGACCACAUUCUAGAAAAUGUUUCUGUUUCAACACUUGAGGCAACUAGAGUGCAAAAUUUGGAGGAAACAACACCAUCAACCAUUUUAGUGCUUGAGACAGAAGGUUUAGUUGUUCAGCCUCCGAAAAAGAACUGCGACGAGCAAUCUGACAAAGAUAUCGAAAUGGUAGAAGAUGGAAGUGUCCCUGAUUUAAGCGCAUCUUCCAUUGCAGCAGCCGAGUGUUGUGAAAUUGAUACCAAGUCUGCUACUAAUUUGCUGGAGAAUAUGGUUGAUUCCAUACAGAGUGCUGAGGAAGAAGCAUCUCUGCCCUUGGAAAUAGCUAGUCAAGAUGUCACACCUGCUGAAGUGGCUGAGAAGUCCGAGAUUGGAUCUGGUAGAAAUUUUGUAGCUGAAGCACAUGGGAGCGAAAAUGCUGAAAUGGAUGACACUCUGGUUGCUGCUGCUGAAGCUAGUGAACCUAAACCUUAUGUGAACUUAGGGACAACUGAAAGUAAAGAUGCUUCUACUAAUAUGGAGAACAUGGCUGGUUUCAGACAGAACAUUGAGGAAGAAGCACCUCAGGCACCUCCAUCCAUGGAAAUAGCUAGUGAAGAUGUUACACCUGCUGAAACUCUUGCAGACAAGUCUGAGGUAGGAUCUGGAAGAGAUGAUGAUGAUGAAGUAAAAGGCAGCAAAAGGGCUGAACUGGUCAAAGUAGUAGUUACAGAUGCUGAAGCUAGUGAACCUCAACCUUGUAUGGAUGCUGGAGCACCUGAAAAUAAAGAUGGUUCUGCUAAUUUGUUGGAGAACAGGGUUAAUUCCAGACAGAGCAGUGAGGACGAGGCAUCCUCAUCGUUGGAAAUAGCUAGUCAGGAUGCUACGCCUGCUGAAUUUCUUGCGGAGAAGUCUGAGAUCGGAUCUGGAGGAGAUUUUGUAGCUGGAGUACAAGGAAGUGGAAGGACUCAACUGGACAAAACUGUUGUUGCAGAUGCUGAAACUAGUGAAACUCAACCUCACACUUAUGGGGAAGCCUCUGAAAGUGAAGAUAGUUCUGCUAGUUUGUUGGACAAAAUAGUUGAUUCCAGACAGAGCAUCGGGGAAGAAGCUUCUUUGUCCUCAGUAAUGGCUAGCCAAGAUGUUACACCUGCUGAAGUUUUUGUGGAGAAUUCUGAGAAUGGAUGUGGUAGAGAAUCUGUAGCUGCUGUACAAGGGACCAGUAGAGCUGAACUGGACAAAACUGUUGUCGCAUAUACUGAAGCUAGUGGACCUCAACCUUGUACAAAUCAGGGAGCAUCUGAAAGUAAAGAUGGUUUACAACAGCUUGUUGAAGAGUACUCGGACAUGGCUAGUGAUAUGUAGUCUUCGCUUCGGACAUGCCACAUUACAAUUCCUGUUUGGAAGCAUUUGGUCAAUUCGUGGGUGGCUUUUUCUUUCGGGUUGUGAUUCAAUUGUUGGUUGGCUUUGAGGCUCCAAAAAUCCUGCUCUGGUAUAGCUGUCCAUCUGUGUGUGCUCUAAUAAUUUCUAACAAUGUUUUCCAUGCACGAUACACUGAGGAGAGUUGGCUUGAAAGCAUGAUUAUUUUUCCCUGUUUUUCAUUAGAGUAUUUCCUUUCUGGUGGAAAUAAUUGCGCUAUUGUUUUCUUCUAGGUGGUUAAUUGCUAUUCUGUGGUUGGGACCGCAAAUGCCAUUUUGUUGAUUUGAUCACACAGCCACUUGGAUGGCUGUGAAUAUGAAGUCUCUCUCUCUCUCUCUCUCACAUGCUAUAAUUUGAUGGCCAUUAAGGCGGGAAGGAUCAGAUUUGCUAUUUGCUCUCCCAAAUUUUGUAGCUUGCUUGUACAUCUUCUCUGAACGGGAUUUUACUCUUUCCCUUGGGGAUGGAAAAAACAAACAUGUACUAAAACGCACAAAAAGCAUGUCUACAAAUCCUUGAUCGAGAGAAUGUAUUAUGUGCUUGUCGCUUUACAAAUCUGCAAAUUCAUGUGGUGUAUAGAUUUUCAUAUACUCUUGCCCCUUGUGUCACUGGCUUGGCGAAAUGUUUGUUGUUCCAAUUGUCUUCUCUCUCCCUCCAUUCCAGUAAAAGAGAAUAUUUGAACA